Molecule: messenger RNA, 2598 nt
Organism: Linepithema humile (Argentine ant)
Lineage: Eukaryota; Metazoa; Arthropoda; Insecta; Hymenoptera; Formicidae
Product: wee1-like protein kinase
Biological process (GO): mitotic cell cycle; protein phosphorylation; negative regulation of G2/MI transition of meiotic cell cycle
Cellular component (GO): nucleus; cytoplasm
Molecular function (GO): magnesium ion binding; non-membrane spanning protein tyrosine kinase activity; ATP binding
Source: RefSeq, a predicted model, not a curated record
ACGGUGCGUGUGUGUCUAUAUUGUUAAUUUCCGCGCGAUAUGGAAGUCGCGCAGAAGGUGCAGUACGACGCGUGUGAUAUGCAGAACGAAGAGCUGAGUUGGAGCUGUCGCAACAACAGCCCGGACUACGAUGUCGUCGGUGUCCUGGACUCGUCCGUGGAGGACAUCGGCUCGCCGCCCCCGCUGCAACCGCGUAAGCUGUUCAGCGCAAUGGAUUGCAACGAUGAUGAAAACGGCCAGCCAACAAACAAUAACAAAAUUCCGCCCUCUAUCGCGAAAGCACCUACUCCAUCCACGAAGGGCUCUUUUUCAAGCAUUUUCAGUCGUUUUAGUAGUUGUUCUCAAAAAAUUCCAACAGCAUGCAGUCCACCCUACAAGAGCGUGAGAACCCUAUGUCUACGUGAUUCGCCUACUACACCAAAAACUUUAAUACAGAAGAGUGUGCUGCAAACCCCGGUUCCUUCUAGAUGUUCUUCUAGAUUUUCUCUAGACAAACCUAGACCUUCUAAAAUAAGUCCCAGUUACCAAAAUAAGUCUGAGAAGCCUGUAGCAAACGUAAAUCCAUUUACACCUAAUAGCAUUUUAAUGACAGCAAGAAAAAGAUCCAGAUCCAAACGUAGUCUUAAUGGAAGCAGUUGCUCACCGGACAUGCAAAUACCAAAGUUUGACUUCGUCGACUCCGAGGAUUCCGAUAACGAAUACGAGCACGCGACGAAGCGCGUGGCAUUACAGGAUUCGAAUAUAUUACGGUACCACAAAGAGUUUCACGAGGUGGAGUUAAUCGGGACUGGCGAAUUCGGCUCAGUGUUUAAAUGCAUCAAUCGACUGGACGGGUGUACGUACGCCAUCAAGAAGAGCAUUAAGCCCGUGGCAGGCAGUAUGAACGAGAAGAAUGCGUUGAACGAGGUGCAGGCGCACGCUGUGCUGGGCAAGCACGAGCACGUGGUGCGUUACUAUUCCGCGUGGGCGGAGGACAAUCACAUGAUCAUCCAAAAUGAAUACUGCAACGGCGGCAGUCUCGCGGACACAAUCGUUGUGCUACAGAAUCAGAAAAAGUACUUCACCGAGCCAGAAAUGCGCCAGCUGCUGCUGCACGUAGCCGAGGGUUUGAACUACAUACACAGCAAACAGUUGGUGCAUAUGGACAUCAAGCCCGGCAACAUCUUCAUUUCCAAAGAGAAAAGGUUGCUCGCCAUCAACUACGAUUCUGCUGACGAUGGUUUCGACGAAGAAGAGACUGUCGAGGAGGAGAUCACCUACAAGAUUGGUGACUUCGGCCAUGUUACCACCAUCAACAAUCCGCAGGUGGAGGAGGGCGACUGCCGAUACCUGCCGACGGAAAUCCUGCGGGACGAUUUCAGUCAUCUGCCGAAAGCCGAUAUUUUCGCCCUAGGACUGACCGUUUACGAGGCGGGCGGUGGCGGACCCCUGCCGAAGAACGGACCUGCGUGGCAUGACAUUCGACUAGGAAAUUUGCAAGAAUUGUCGCACUGUAGUCGCGAUCUUAACAGCUUGCUAAAGUUGAUGAUUCACCCCAACCCAGAAAUGAGACCUUCGGCGAUAGCUUUGAUACAACACCGGGUCUUGUGCCCGCUCGGAAAUAAGACCAAAGCGCAACUUCGAAGGGAACUGAACGCCGAGAAACUCAAGAAUGAGAUUUUGUCCAAACAACUCCACGAUGCAGCGAUGUAUCUGAAGAAUAUUGCACCGAAUGUCGCCCCUGGAGCCGAGGGUAACAAUAGCAGUCGACUGUUACGACCGAUAGCUAUCAGGAUGGCGUCAUCCCGCGUUAUAGGCAAAAAGGUCAAUCGUAGUAAUAGCACUACAAAUUUUUGAAUCUUCCUUGAGUUUAUGACAGAGCAAAACGGUAGGGUUGAAAGGUGAAAUUAGGGGAGCGAUUGGUUUCCUACAACACCUUGCCAUGUGAUAUCGUAUCUAGUUUAAGUAUGAUUAUCCCGACGAUAGGACACUCAUAUGCCAUACGCGCAGUUGUGGAUAAACAUUCUUCCUAUGAUGAGGGUAAUGCGUUAACGAUUGUUUAUGAUAUAGCUGUAGACGAUGUUUAUCUUAAUACUUAAUACUAUCAUACCGGUCGUGCAUCUUUUUUGAUUGUCGAGAAGAAAAUCGUUAGUAUACCAGACUAUAGCAAGUAAAUUUGCAGUAUUAGAAAACUCUGAGGAAGCAAGGUCGUGUAAUUCGCGAAAUUUCCGACAUGUGACAAUAUAAUCUGAAAAUAGAGUCGAUUGCUAGAAAGUUGCUUUUGGAUCAUCGCAAGAUGGGAUGAAACUGCAUUAUAGCAGGCUAAUUUUGUGCAGUAAGAAAGGUUUUGAGACCAACUUAAUGUCCAUUCCUCUUGUUUCAACGUUGAUAGGAUUUCUCUUAUUUAUCCAUUUCUUUUCUUAUGUACUGGACUCUAAAACUUCUCUUAUUCUGAUGCAAAGUUUCAAUUAAUGCAAUUUUAUUCUAUCUCGGUGUGCAGUGCAUGCGGAGUAAUAAGAAAGAAUGAUCUGGAAACAUUGCAUGUAAAUUAAUUGAAAUAUCUAUUACAACCUUGAACGCACAAAAUUUACUUUUAAGAUUCAGAAAACUUUCAAUUUU